This is a messenger RNA of Helianthus annuus (common sunflower), 789 nucleotides long. Its product is annotated as protein NRT1/ PTR FAMILY 1.2-like. Lineage: Eukaryota; Viridiplantae; Streptophyta; Magnoliopsida; Asterales; Asteraceae. Bases 1 to 789 code for a protein of 262 amino acids. The record is from RefSeq and is a predicted model, not a curated record. Gene Ontology annotation, molecular function: transmembrane transporter activity. Gene Ontology annotation, cellular component: plasma membrane. The transcript has 2 exons. Gene Ontology annotation, biological process: transmembrane transport.
AUGUCGAGUUUAGCCAUGGUUAUGUUUAUGGUGAGCAUGGCGGCUGCUUCGCUUGUUUCAAGCCUUUUAACUAAUAUUGUGGACUCGGAUACUAGCCAAGGAGGUGACGUAAGUUGGCUGUCGAGUGAUAUCGACGAGGGACACGUGGAUUACUAUUAUUGGUUGCUUAGUUUCUUGACUUUUCUCAACUUUGUCUACUACUUAAUUUGCUAUCGUGUUCAUCAGAGUUUUUCUUCGUCGGAAAUUCAGAAUCGAAAGAUCACCUCAAGGUUCGAGAUCCCGGCAGCAUCUUUUAGCUUGUUCAUGCUUUUGACAAUCACAAUAUGGAUCCCGUUUUAUGGCCGUGUUAUGGUCCCGUUUCUAGCAAAAUUUACACACGGGCCUCGUGGGCUCAACCUGAAAGCCAGAAUGGGAGUUGGGAUAAUAUUGUCAAUCAUAACCAUGGUAGUAUCCGCAAUCGUAGAAACCAUAAGGCAUGAUUUAGCAAACUUAAACACGACGGGUGUCAUGUCAGCAAUGUGGUUGGUCCCACGGUUUGUAUUACUAGGUUUAACCGAAGCGUUUAAUGCAAUUGGACAAUUGGAGUUUUAUUAUUCCGAGCUCCCAAAUAGUAUUUCGAGUUUAGCAAUGGUUAUGUUUAUGGUGAGCGUGGCCGUUGCUUCGCUUGUUGCAAGCCUUUUAACUAAUAUUGUGGACUCUGUUACUGGCCAAGGAGGUGGAGUAAGUUGGCUGCGAGUGAUAUUGACGAGGGACACGUGGAUUACUGUUAUUGGUUGCUUAGUUUCUUGA